AUGAUCGUGAAAAACGUCAUUUUAUUCGGUAUACUCUGUGUAACGUGCCUAUGCACCACGGAAAAAACAAUAUUCCGCAACGGAUGGUACAAAACCAACAGAAGCGGAAAGAAAAUAAUGGUCUCAAAAGUGAAAUCCAUCAACCCCCACGAUUUUCCUGCCUCAAAGUACCUCAAAGUGAGUUCAGUUAUUCCAGAACUUUACCAAGACUCCGUUAAAGACCUCACAGAAUUAGAAGACCUUGUCUUGACUGAGUGUGGGUUACAGAACAUCUAUCCUGGAGCUUUUCAGAACUUACCCCGACUCGCCAUAAUCAAUUUAAGAGAUAACGGUAUCAAAUCAAUCGAAAAAGGUGUCUUUAAUGACUUAAAACUAAAAAUUCUGUUUUUGCAUAAAAACGAAAUCACUCACAUCGAUGGGGAAGCUUUUGACAACAUGACUGCAUUAACAAAAAUCAAAUUAAACCACAAUGCACUCACUACCUGGGACCCAAACUGGUUUAAAAAUACUCCAUCAAUUGAAGUACUGUCUUUUAGAAGAAACUCAAUAACCGAAGUUCCAACCAACGCUUUUAAGAACUUUGCAAACACGGACAACCUCAUCAUAUACCUGAGCAACAACAAUAUAUCAAGGAUAUCGCCCAAUGCAUUUACUGGACUUGUAAAGGUAAAUGAGAUAUGGUUGGAUAGAAACUGGCUUACUUCAGUUGACGAGUCGGCUUUCACAGGUGUUCAGCAAAUUGAGAAACUAAUGUUUAUGAGGAAUAAAAUAAGAACCUUACCAGAUGAUGUAUUUAGCACUGUUAAAAGUAUUACGCAUCUUAAUAUGGGUAGUAAUCAUUGGUUGCAAUGUAUUCCUGAAAGUAUCGUUAAAAUAGUAAAGAAUUUUGAUAUGGCUAAUAUUAGGCAUUUGGACUGUGUUUGUGUGAAAGAUUUGAAGCAGAAGUAUAAAGUGGAAAUUAAUAUCAAUGGAAGAUCAAAGUGUGGAUAA
This is a messenger RNA of Sitophilus oryzae (rice weevil), 990 nucleotides long. RefSeq names its product slit homolog 1 protein-like. The record is from RefSeq and is a predicted model, not a curated record. Gene Ontology annotation, molecular function: protein binding. Gene Ontology annotation, cellular component: extracellular matrix. The transcript has a single exon. NCBI's taxonomy places the organism in Eukaryota, Metazoa, Arthropoda, Insecta, Coleoptera, Curculionidae. Bases 1 to 990 code for a protein of 329 amino acids.